Fomitopsis serialis is the source of this 1682-nucleotide messenger RNA. Its product is annotated as alpha beta-hydrolase. The transcript has 2 exons. Gene Ontology annotation, molecular function: hydrolase activity. NCBI's taxonomy places the organism in Eukaryota, Fungi, Basidiomycota, Agaricomycetes, Polyporales, Fomitopsidaceae. The record is from RefSeq and is a predicted model, not a curated record. The coding region runs from base 314 to 1555 and encodes 413 amino acids.
GCGGUGGACACUAUCAUGACAUUGGCGUCGUACUAGCCUGUCAACCUCGAGUAGGCAUACACGAAGGACAUUCAGCAAACCCCCGUACACACAGAUGCAGAUAGCUGAGACGAGAAAACAUACAAACGCCGUCACUAUCGCCAAUCAGAGAAGUUCUACGUGCAACUGAUCCGGGGUGUGAGAGACCGUGCGAGGAGCUCAUAAACGUCGGUGUGAGGACCUUCUCAGUCGACGUUCCCUCGAGCUCGCACUGACAUCCAGUUCGAGUCGACACCCUUGGCGCCGGCCCUCGAUCCGGACCGUCUCUCGCGGGAUGCAUGAAUGGCGCGCGCAGCCGUGGCGCACGAUCUACUUCGCCUACCAAGGCCUCCUCACAGUCUUCUUCCGCGUACCAUGGCUCGUCCUCACCAAUCUGCCGCGGUCACGAAGGCCACAUCCUAGCUGGUCACUCCUCAAAUGCGUGUUCUUGCCCAUUCUCAGGGUCUGGUCGGAGUUCGGGCCCAUCGCGGAGAGGACGGGCAACAUCAUCGACUCCCCGACGCACCGCGCCAUCCCUCGUGGCCGCGGCAUGCACGCCCUCUGGCUCGAGCCCAACCCCGCGCUCAUCCUCGGCCGUGUAAAACACUGGGCUGCACAGGCGAACGUCCACCCCACGCGCAUUCCGGGGUACUGGCAGACCAGCAGCCCGGACGUCGACCCCAAUGCCCCGCCCGUGCCCGGCGAGCGCGUGAUACUGUUCUUCCACGGCGGAGGAUAUUUAUCCUCGUCCGCGCACCCGCAUUACCUCAUGGGCAGGCAUUCGCGUAUCCACCUCCAGCACAUCUCCCGCGUGCGACGAGCGCUGGCCGUGGAGUACCGCCUGACGGACCUCUCGCCCUCGCCUCCGCCAGAAGGGCGCAACCCGUUCCCCGCCGCCCUCCUCGACGCGAUUACCGGCCUGGACUACCUCCUCAACAUCGUCGGCUUCGCGCUGGAGGACGUCGUGGUCCUCGGCGACAGCGCGGGCGCGAACCUCUCCCUCGCGCUCGCGCGCUACCUCGUCGAGAACGUCAAGGAGCUGCACGAGCGCGUCCCCGCCAAGUUCCCCAGCCCCGCGGCGGUGCCGGCGUACCACCUUGUGCUGCUGAGCGUGUGGGCGGAUAUGGGGACGUCGCAUGCGGGUGCGGGGAGCUCGGCGGCGAGGAAUGUGCACGAUUACCUGGUGGACUCGUUGCAGGGCCCGCUGUGGGCUGCGUCCCGCCUGUAUCCGGGCCCGCUAGGGCUCGAGGCGAUGAAUACGAACGAGUACAUCUCGCCGGCGUCGAAGCAUGUGGACGCGAGCUUCAAGGGCUUUCCGAGGACGUUCGUCGAGGUGGGGGACAUGGAGCGGUUCCUGGACAUGGUGGUGACGCUCAAGGAGAGGAUGGUAAGAGAUUUGGGAGAGGGGAGGGACGGUGUGAAGUAUUUCGAGGCGAGGGGGGCCAUUCACGACCAUUUGCUGUUCCCGCUUAACGAGCCUGAGGAUAAGGCAGUGUUGGCUGCAAUCGGGGACUGGGUCGCUGAGAGCGAUAAGUGAAGAGUAGAGUGAAUAAUGUGGAUCAAGCUCCUAGCGGUGUAACAGUACUAUCAUAUCAUACCCCCUUCAGCGUGUUUGCGACCGUCUGCAAUGCUCACCGGUGACAGCUGUGGUCGUGCUAAUCUCA